This is a messenger RNA of Andrographis paniculata, 904 nucleotides long. RefSeq lists its product as uncharacterized. NCBI's taxonomy places the organism in Eukaryota, Viridiplantae, Streptophyta, Magnoliopsida, Lamiales, Acanthaceae. The coding region runs from base 182 to 844 and encodes 220 amino acids. The record is from RefSeq and is a predicted model, not a curated record. The transcript is spliced from 4 exons.
UCAAUUGUCCAGAAAAAUUAAAAAAUAAAAAAAGAAUCUUGCAAUAAAUAAAUUCUCUUACCGUCGAAGACAAAUAGAAAGGCAGAAAUAGAAUCGAAUCGAAUCGACUUCCCUGUUACGAGAUCCAAUUAAUUUUACUCUCUCACUCACUGAAAUUCGAUCCGACAGUAAAUUUUCCGGCAUGGGUCUCGCCGGCGCAGUUUUAGUGGCGCUGAUGUCGUGUCUGGUUCCGCCGGCGGCGUGCCAGCCGGCGACGCCGGACGGGUUUUGGUACGGCGCGGCGGCGGUGAAGGAUACGGCGGUGAUCGAGGCGUUCUUUGACCCGGUCUGCCCGGACAGCCGCGACUCGUGGCCGCCGUUGAAGAAGGCGGUCCGGGAGUACGGCUCCCGGGUGUCGCUCGUCGUCCACACCUUUCCCUUGCCGUACCACGACAAUGCUUUUCUAACCUCUCGAGCGUUGCAUGUUGUUGAUAAGUUGAACACUACUUCGACUUACCCUUUACUCGAGUCUUUUUUUAAGAACCAGGAGCAAUUUUACAGUAAGGCGACAUACAAUUUGUCACGCGCUGAAGUCGUGGAGAAAGUAGAGAAAUUUGUCGCAAAAGAAGUUGGAGGCAAAUACGGGCCGGCAAUAAAAACUGGCCUCAAUGACACCAAAACGGAUCAAGCGACAAGAUUCGCUUUUAAGACCGGUUGCUUGCGCGGUGUUUAUGGCACGCCUUUCUUCUUUGUGAACGGGUUUCCGUUGCCGGAUGCCGGCUCGGCUAUCGACUACAAAGGAUGGAAGAAAGUGUUGGAACCUCUCAUUAAACAGGAAAAGAGCUUUCAGACAUCUCCAGUGUAAUAAUCAAUGGAAAAAGGAAAAUGUUACAAGUUUGAUAAAUAAAACGAGUUGAAUUGAGCA